Molecule: messenger RNA, 2328 nt
Organism: Microcebus murinus (gray mouse lemur)
Lineage: Eukaryota; Metazoa; Chordata; Mammalia; Primates; Cheirogaleidae
Source: RefSeq, a predicted model, not a curated record
GGCACCAGGGAAAGAGGGGGGUGAAUAGAGCUUUGCUGAAAGGGACCCCUGAAGCUUACUGCCUGACCCUUUCUGGACUCGGGGCCAGGAAGGAAUUGACACUACAGAUGGGCUAGGGAGGUCCUCACCAUCCAGCCACCUGGUCUGGGCUCCCUCCACACUGCCUUCCUUUCAUCAAAUUCAACUGGUAUUUGGGUCACCUAAUAUGUACCAAGCAGGCACUGUGGGGGAACACAGAUGCACAGGUGUACAUAGCAAUCCAGAGGCCCUAGGCCAGACUCCAGGAAACCAUGACCUCCCUAGGGAAGCCACAGUGUCAGAUAGAGGUCACACACAAGCAAAGAGUAUGUGAGGGAGGAAGGGGAACACCAUAGGAAGAGAUUGGAAGGCAGGAGCCAGGAGCCAGUCUUGCAGAACCAGGUCCUCUUGCUGCUGAUAGUGAGGUUGUCAGAUGCUGCUUCCCCCUGGUGGCCGUAGGCUGCCCUGCAACUCUGAGACCACGUGAUUUCUGGGAACAGGACCUCCCUGGAGGAGAACUGAAACUUAGGGCGGGGACUAUAGCAAGGGGUGGAGAGAUUCCGAAGCCACCUAGCCAAGGAACUAAGCUGAGUUUCGCCGAGCGCUGGGACAGCCUGGACAGCAGCUCAGGAUGGCAUCAGGCAGGGUGCGUUGUACCCGAAAACUCCGCAACUGGGUGGUGGAACAAGUGGAGAGUGGGCAGUUCCCAGGGGUGUGCUGGCAUGAUACCACUAAGACCAUGUUCCGAAUUCCCUGGAAGCAUGCAGGCAAGCAGGACUUCCGUGAGGACCAAGACGCUGCCUUCUUCAAGGCCUGGGCAAUAUUUAAGGGAAAGUACAAGGAAGGGGACCCAGGAGGCCCUGCUACCUGGAAGACUCGCCUGCGCUGUGCCCUCAACAAGAGUCCUGAAUUUGAAGAAGUUCCCGAGAACGGCCGUAUGGAUGUUGCAGAGCCCUACAAGGUGUAUCGGCUACUACCGCCAGGAACCCUCUCUUCCCAACCAGGAAUCCAGAAAUCACCAUCAAAGCGACACUACAGUUCUGUGUCUUCUGAGAAGGAGGAGGAAGAGGGUGCCAUGAAGAACUGCAUACACAGUCCCUCCUUGCUUCAGGGCCCCCUUGAUAAUGAGGAGGCAGGGGCCGCUGGGGGAGCAUCCCAUUCAGACAGCAGCAGUAGCAGCGGCAGCAGCGGCAGCAGCGGCAGCAGCCACAGUCCUGAACCACAGGAAGGUACCACCUCUCCUGUCUCUUGUGUCAUCCCCUAUGUCAUACCCACUGGCUCUAGGGACUCCCCAGUCCCAGUUUGGAUGACCAGUGCCUUUGCCUCCCUUCCAGGUGCAGACACAACUGAGGACCCCUUUCAAGGGGAUCAUGUGUCCCCGGAGUUUCUGCCCCCUCCAGAGUCAGACUACUCGCUGCUGCUCACCUUCAUCUACAGCGGGCGCGUGGUGGGCAAGGCCCAGGUGCAGAGCCUGGACUGCCGCCUUGUGGCUGAGCCCUCAGGCUCUGAGAGCAGCAUGGAGCAAGUGGUGUUUCCCAAGCCUGACCCACUGGAGCCCACACAGCGCCUGCUGAGCCAGCUUGAGAGAGGUGUCCUGGUGGCCAGCAACUCCCGAGGCCUCUUCGUGCAGCGCCUUUGCCCCAUCCCCAUCUCCUGGAAUGCACCACAGGCCCCGCCUGGGCCAGGCCCACAUCUGCUGCCCAGCAAUGAGUGCGUGGAGCUCUUCAGAACCACCUCUUUCUGCAGAGACUUGGCCAAUUACCUCCAGGGCCUGGGCCCCCAACCCAAGUUCCAGGUAACACUGAAUUUCUGGGAGGAGAGCCCUGGCCCCAGCUAUAUGUCACAGAAUCUUAUCACAGUGCGGAUGGAGCAGGCCUUUGCCCGACACUUACUGGAGACUUCAGAGGAACGGGCAGCCGUUCUGUCCCUGAUGUAGAGCCUGGGGACCCACCUUCCACCUCACCUCUCUGUUCCUCCUGACUCCUUUGAAACAGACUCAUUCUCUACCCUGUUGACAAACCCGCUUCCUUUGUGAUAAUUCUCAGUGGCUGACUGUGAUAGUUAUGUCCUUGAGCUUUUUCACAUACGCUGGCUGGUGGAGAACUCAAGGAUAAUUUUUUUUUUAUUUUUUGUAAAAAAAUCUUUGAGAUAAACUGUCUUUCAUCUCUAAGGAACUGGGAAAUUCCAAAUGGUAUGAACUCAGGGGGCCUUUCCCUUUUCCCCUAAUCCCCAACUCUAAAGCCAAGCACUUUAUAUUUUCCUCUUAGAUCUUCACUAAGGAUUUAAAAUAAAAUGUUACUGAAAGAGGAA